Molecule: messenger RNA, 2086 nt
Organism: Zymoseptoria tritici IPO323
Lineage: Eukaryota; Fungi; Ascomycota; Dothideomycetes; Mycosphaerellales; Mycosphaerellaceae
Exons: 2
Coding region: 211-1755 (514 amino acids)
Cellular component (GO): intracellular membrane-bounded organelle; membrane; cytosol
Molecular function (GO): sterol binding
Source: RefSeq, a predicted model, not a curated record
CAGCUGCGUGACUGCCCGGCUUGCUGCUGAUUGCUGGACAAUUCAUAUCUCACUCCGCUGCCUGGAUUUCCUAGAGUCUUCCUCCCUCCUCCCUGUCGCUGACACCGCCAACGCGCUCCCCUAACACAACAAGGCCCCGCCGCGACAUCAUACUUCGCAAUCCCUGCUCCCCGCCUCGGUCGUCCUCCUCCUCUUCAGAAGACCGCCAACAUGGUGCUGGGACAUGCUCGAAACUCAUUGUCGCUCGGCUCGGUGCGGUCGUCGACCGAUGAGCCUCGCGCCGAUGAUGGGGAAGACGGCGACGAGACCGUAGUGUCCUCAGAGCAAGGCUCCGUACUCUCGCACAUCAUCUCCCAGCUGAGGCCUGGCGCCGACCUUAGUCGAGUCACUCUCCCGACCUUCAUUCUGGAACCACGAUCGAUGCUCGAAAGAAUCACCAACUUCAUGGCCCAUCCCGAAACGCUCCUCCAUAUGCCCACCAUCAAUGACCCGGUCGAGCGAUUUGUUGCAGUCACCAAGUUUUACCUCUCAGGAUGGCAUAUCAAGCCUCCAGGAGUGAAGAAGCCGCUGAACCCGGUGCUUGGAGAGAUAUACACUGGCUAUUGGGACUACCCGGACAACACAAGAGGAUACUACAUCUCGGAGCAGACUUCGCAUCAUCCGCCAAAAUCAUCAUACUUCUUCAUGGCUCCAGAGCACAAGAUCCGCAUCGACGGAACUCUCAAACCGCGGAGCAAGUUUCUUGGAAACAGCGUGGGGUCAUUCAUGGAAGGCAUUGCCAUCAUGAGAUUCCUCGAGCGCGGCGAACGAUACUUCAUCACGCAACCCAACAUGUACGCCCGCGGCAUCCUUUUCGGCAAGAUGAAAUACGAACUGGGAGACCACGCCGUUGUGCGCUGCCCGGAAAGCGGCCUCGAAGCCGACAUUGAAUUCAAGGUCAAAGGAUGGAUGGGCGGACACUACAACUCUAUCGGCGGCUUCAUCAAGGAGAGCAAGUCUGGCAAGAAUUUGUAUGAGCUCAGCGGCUUUUGGCAUGGCAAAAUGUACAUCAAGGACCUGGCCACCGGCAAGAAAGAGAUGAUCUUCGAUGCGAGCCACGCGAAACCGAGCAUACCCAAGAGCAGACCAUUGGAGGAGCAGGGCCCAAAGGAGAGCCAGAAGCUCUGGCAUACCACAACACAGGCGAUCAAGAAGGCCGACCAGAAGGUUGCUACGGACGAGAAGUCUCGUAUCGAGGAUGAGCAGCGGAAAGAGCGAGAGGCGCGUGGAGGUGAUGAAAACUGGCAUCCCAAACUGUUCCGCGCAGUUCCUGCCGGUGACGAGGAGAGUCUGGACUGGAUCAUUGAUGCAGAAGUCGACACCAAAGCUCCGGCGGAGAAGCAGAUCGAACAGAUCCUUGCCAUCGCACCCAUAUUACCUGGACAACGGAGCAACUCCGAGUCACAGCAAGGCAGCAAGCAACAGUCACAACAGCAGACCACAAUGCCGAUUCGACAGCAGCAGCAGCAAGCUCAGACGGCGGCACCUCCAGCCCAGGCAGCAGGCGCCGACUUGAUCGACUUUGGCCAGAACGACGGCGCGAGCGACAGCAAAGCUGCGCCCGCCGCUGGCACAUCUCAACCGCCGCCUCAACCAGCGCACAACACUCCGGACAAGAUGCAGGCGCCAUUGAAUCAUACUACAGUACCACGAGACGCAGUGCGGAGAAUGGAUAGCGCCGGCAAUGAAGAUGUCUUCGUGGACGCGGAGUCAUGAGCGGAGGAAUCUGCCAAUGUUUGUCGAGAAGUGGACCACGCCGGGAAGACAGCGAAGGAGGUAAUACACGCCGCGAAAUGGAAGCAGGCGACGAACAGGACUCCUACACGUCUUCGCACGACGACAAACCAGGCCUGUUCAACCGAGGCUAUGGAUGAUGCAUAUUCGUAAGACGGGCGGAGACGACAUGGCUGGAACCACAUGAGGGAUGAAUGAUGCAUCGAAGGGAAAGGCUGGUCAGGAAAAGAUCCUCUUCGGCGAUGGAAUUUGCGUAUAUAUACCACCCUUGCGGCAGUAACGCAUUGACAAUGAGAUUGUUUGAUAUUUUUCG